CUGACACGUUUCACACACCCACGCGAGGAGGCGAAAGCAGCAGCAGAAGCAGGUGCACCUUCACUUCCUCUCACCACACCAACUCAACUCACUCACCAAACACCAACCCAACUCACUCACUCCCUGUGACAGGCGGAACAUGGAGCAGCAACAAGAGGCAAAGGUGGUGAAGCUGCCAGGGAAGGUGCGAUCUCGGCAGAGCCAGAACCCCGUCAGCAAGAGAGCCAAGAUGGCAAAACAAGCACAACAAGCUCAACAACAACAACAACAGCAGAAGGAGCAGAAGCAGAAGAAGACGAAGCAGGAGCACAAGCAGCAAGCACAGGGACAACAACAGCUGGCACAUAAGAACAAAGGCAAGAAGACUGGCAAGGGGAAGCAGAAGAAGGGCAAGGUGAGGAGAGUGCCAGAUGGUGCCGAUGAUGAUGAUGACGAGGUGAAGGAGCAAGGGCAACAACAGCUGCCAACAGUCACUGCCAGCACUGCCGACGCGGCAGAGGAGGAUGCUGUUGACAAUGACAACGAGGAUGAUGACGACUUUGAGGCAAACGACUUGCAGCUUGAAGCAACUGCAGACAUGCAGGCGCUGCAAUGCGAUGUUCGUGCGUGCUGCCCUGGCGAAGAAGACUUCUGGGGCAUCAAACAGCUCCUGCACCAACUGAUGCGGGAUGGCUCGUUUGUGUACGGCGACCUGGCGGACAGUCUGAUUGAGAACAACGCAUGCUCCACUGUGAUCAAGCCUGAGGAGAGCGACCAAAGCGGCGACGUGCAGUUCAAAGCACAGAGUGGAGGUCCCGGAGACGAUGAUGCUGAUGACGACGACGAUGGAGAAGUGAACAGAACCGACAAAUACGACGUCUUUGCCAUUGCCGGUGUCAUCCCGCUCUCCGGUCCAAAGGCUCAGGCGUCUCUCACCAAGUGGCUCGCCAAGAAAUGCAGCAAGCAGGCCGAUGUGGUGUCUGCGCUGAAGAAGCCUGGCACCGCCUUUGUCAUCUGUGAGCGUAUCAUCAACCUGCCGCCACAGCUGGCCACGGCCAUGUAUGACACCCUCCUCAACGACAUGCUCGCGUUGCCAAAGGCUGACCGGCCGAAGCAAGUUGUCAUGAUGUUCAAGGCGUACGAGUACACCAAGAAGACGAAGACCGCGACACCAUCUGGUGUGGAGUUUUACGGCCCAGAGGACACAUUCUUCUUCAAGAGCGCCGCCUCGACGCAUCGGUUCAACAUUCCAAAGACAUCCGGGCAGCUGCAGGAUAGCACACAACCAGACAAGAUGUACCGCGUUGUGUGCGUGCUGUCCUUCAAGGCGUUCCGAGCAGCGGCACAGCAAGUUGCAUCCGCCUUUGUCGCACAAUACGACGGCUGUGCGUAAUGGUGAUGUGACCCGCCCUCGACCACCACAAACCGCACCGCACACUGUCAACACCCUCGCCCACUGCAACAACACGCGUGCAUACACGUUCAUAGCUGUCAAUAAACUCGCUCCCAUCCCUC
Molecule: messenger RNA, 1494 nt
Organism: Salpingoeca rosetta
Lineage: Eukaryota; Choanoflagellata; Craspedida; Salpingoecidae
Exons: 11
Coding region: 140-1372 (410 amino acids)
Cellular component (GO): nucleus
Source: RefSeq, a predicted model, not a curated record